Messenger RNA from Closterium sp. NIES-65, 390 nucleotides. The record is from the annotation of a GenBank genome assembly. NCBI's taxonomy places the organism in Eukaryota, Viridiplantae, Streptophyta, Zygnematophyceae, Desmidiales, Closteriaceae.
AUGGGCAGUUUGAUUCUGUUCCCCACAACCCGUUCUUUAACCCCCUCAUCUUCCCCUCACCCCUUCCUCGCCCCUACUGCUGCCACCGCUGCUGCAGCAACAGGUGUGGGGGAUCAAAUUGGCAGAAACGGGGCAAGAGUGACAAGAAGGGCGGGAAGGGGGGAGGUGGAGGCGGUGGAGGCGGCGGUGGAGGUGGCGGUGGAGGUAGGAGCGGCGGUGGUGGAGGCAGCGGCGGCGGCGGAGGUGCACCAGGCGGAGGGGGCCUUGGAGGAGGUGCAGGACAGACAGGCCGGCCCACUGGCGGUGGCCCGACCGUCAGCCAACUCUUCCCUCAACUCAUCUCCCUCCCUUCCACAUCGCUCCCUGCCAACCUACCAUACCUUCCUAUAA